Molecule: messenger RNA, 959 nt
Organism: Caenorhabditis angaria
Lineage: Eukaryota; Metazoa; Nematoda; Chromadorea; Rhabditida; Rhabditidae
Source: the annotation of a GenBank genome assembly
AUGAGAAGCUUUUUGGUUUUAAUUCUGAUUUUUCUGGCAGCUGAAUUGAUUGCCAGCAAGUAUGAGGAAGAAUGCGAAGCUUCAUCAUCUGAAGAAAUUGUUCACCAUCAUCAUCACACCAAGAAACCUACCACAACUAAGAAGCCUACUCCGAAGCCAACCAAGAAACCCACUACCAAAAAACCUAAGAUCACCAAGAAACCUACUACCAAAAAACAUACUACUAAAAAACGUGUUCCAACUACCACCAAAAGAGUUCCGAUAUGUCAAAAAGGUUGGAAGGGUUUCAAAAGAGCCAAGGGUCUUUGGUGUAUCAAAGUUCAGAAAAGCAGAGUAGAUCGAAAUGUGCACAAGCUCAAUGCAAAAAAUUGGGAGCCACGUUAACUGGAAUCGAUAGUGUUGCCGAGAAUAAAUUUCUACAGGGUGAGUCUAGCCAUUCUAGCCAUCUCUUACCUCUCUGCAUCUCUAGCCUCUCUAGCCUCUCUAGCCUCUCUAGCCUCUCUAGCCUCUCUAGCCUCUCUAGCCUCUCUAGCUUCUCUAGCCUCUCUAGCCGUCUCUAGCCUCUCUGCGUCUCUAACCUCUCCCGUAUUCUUCCAGCACAAGGUGUCGUGAUUCUCAAAAGCCUUGGCCUCCAAGUCGGCACAAUGUGGAUCGGUCUCGUCCGCAAACCCGCCUGCUAUUCGCUGGCCACAAAAAACUCACCAAAUUGUAUCGGAAGUAAUGGUUUCCAAUGGACAGAUGGUGUGACAACGAGAAAAAACACUAUGACGUGGCGUAUCAUUCAACCCGAUAAUCAUCAAGGCCGACAAAAAUGUGCAUAUCUUCAAAUCGGUCGAAUCACAAAGUAUGGUAUCCGGCCUGGAACUAUUGAUGAUAUUGAAUGUGAUCAUCCGUGGAAUCCGGCAAAUUUGGAUGUUCAAAAACAACAGGGAUUUGCGUGUGGGAAAUGGGCUAAAUAA